Molecule: messenger RNA, 338 nt
Organism: Symbiodinium necroappetens
Lineage: Eukaryota; Dinophyceae; Suessiales; Symbiodiniaceae
Source: the annotation of a GenBank genome assembly
GAGCUCAACCGUGGCGAGAGUUGGGUGCUCGGUGCCGCAAAUCGGGACCUUCUCUUGGGCCCGGCGGACUCAGAGGAGCCACUCAGCCAUCGUCUUCUGAGCGCUUGCGGCGGCGAGGAGCCAGGCCGCUGUGAUGGCACCGCACUUUGGGAUCGCCUUUUCGCCGAGCUGAGGCCGAAGGAGGCCCAAAGCUUAGACCAGGAGGAGGAACAGCAUCACAAUGACAUGAUCCGCCUCUGGGUGGAGUCCUACCUCAGACCUCCUCUGUUUUCCAAUUCGGAUGCCUAUUCCUGGAAGGUUUCAGCCGGUCGAAUCCUGCGCGGAUCCGCUACGAAAUG